GAGUGAGCCCCGCUUGUGAGCGUGUGCGUGUGUGUGCGUGUGUGCUCAGGGGCCCCGGGCGCGCGCUCCCCCGGAAGAGGAGCCCGCGGUGGUCGGUCGGUCUCCGCUCGCGCACCCCCCACGGCUCCGCGCGCGUUGGUCGGGCCCGCCGGCCGCCGCCGCCGCUGAUUGGCUGUUGCCCGGGGCGCGGGGGCGGGGCGGCGGCGGACGCUCGACCUCCGCGGGUCUCCCUGUCUUUUCCCGCCAUGUCGUUUGUAGCGAGUGCGAGGCCCGCGGGCGCGCGACGGCGCCGCCGGGUCACCCCUCGGGGCCCCGCGACUCGGCCUGGGUAUUCCGACUUCGCUCAGGGGGAUGGCUGGGGCGAGGGCGAGGGCGACGAGGACGAGGGAUGCGACCCAGUGGCCCGCGACCUGCGGGCAGAGUUCUCAGCCGGGGCGUCGUCGGAGCCCAGGAGGGCCCCGCUCCUCCCGCCAGUCGGGGACGGGUCGCCCGUCCUGCCCGAUAAGCGCAACGGCAUCUUCCCGGCCACUGCGGCCGCCAGAACCCAGGCUCGGCGGUGGCCCGUCCAGGUCCUCUCCAUUCUGUGUUCGCUGCUCUUCGCCGGCCUCCUUGCUUUCCUCCUCGCCAUCGCCUACCUGGUCGUUAAAGAAUUGCAUGCAGAAAAUUUGAAAAAUGAAGAUGAUGUAGAUACUGGGCUGUUAGGGUUCUGGUCUCUGCUGACACUGUCUCUAACUGCUGGAUUCUCCUGUUGCAGCUUCUCUUGGACAGUGACUUAUUUUGAUUCUUUUGAACCAGGAAUGUUUCCGCCUACUCCUCUUUCACCUGCUAGGUUCAAGAAACUGACUGGACAUUCUUUCCACAUGGGCUAUAGUAUGGCGAUUUUGAAUGGCGUUGUAGCUGCUCUUACUGUGGCAUGGUGCCUCAUGUAAACCCACAGUGGGGCAAUAUUGUUGGUGAAAGUCCUGAUUGUUUUAUCAGAAAUGAACAUUGCCUACUCAGAAGACUAUGAAAUGUGAUUCAGAUACAUACGUCAUCAUCAUCAUCAUCAUUAUGGAAGACCUUAUAGAGCAUCAUUUCAGAUACUAGGCAAUGGGAAUAUUUGAGUACUUUCAAAUACUUUCUUAAAAGUAUAAGAUGUUUACCUCAUCUUUUUACUUUUGUUUAUGUAGUUUUACAAGUUACAGAAAAUAUUUUAAUGGAAAUCAAACUUGGAAACUUGAAUACAGUAUAAUGCCUCCAUUUCUAUGUAUACUCCUUUUUCUUUUCUAACAAAUGUUGAUGUUAUUGGUUGAGAUAGAAGUAUUUCUUAUUUAUAUAUUACAUUAAAAAAAACACUGCUAACCUGCUAAACCAGGUUCCCUGGGUUGGAAGCCAGCCUGUAGCUGCACAGUGAGACCGUUGCAAGAAAAAGAAGAAAGAAAACAAUGCCUUUGCUUUUAACAUUUUAUAGAGACUACAUCAGUGUCUUUGAUAAUCAAUAGAAUGCAAAUGUACAUUUAUAUUUUUUAUGGAGUAUACCUAGGGGUUUUAUAUAUUUUCAUAAUAUUGAAUUUAUGUUUUUAAAAUUUUACAUUUAUAACUAUAUGACUGUAAACUUCAUUUCUUAGCUGGUAUAACCUGUCCUUUACUAAGUAUUUUUUUUAAGCAUUAAAGCACAUUGAUUUAAGAUUAAGUAAAUUUAUUUUUUAACAAAAAGAUACUGAAAAUUCAGGGUAAACUAUUUGUCAUUAUAAUGUUAAGAAAUUUGAAACUGUUAACCAUUUCUAUUUUACGCAAUUGAAAGUAUUUAUUUUGAUGUAUAUAUUUGGGUAGCAAAACUUGUACUAUUUUGUUUCUAGUAAAUGAAAACCUGAAUGUUUUUUAAGUAGAAAAGGUAUUUUGAUAUUCUGUAUAUGUAUAUGUAAUUAAACUUCAAUGUGUAUGUUGUAAUAUAGAUAUAUAUAUAGUUUUAUACUUUUUCUGCUUAAAUAUUUUGUCAUGUUAAGAUUUUUUGUUGUUUUCAUAGUAAUUAAGCCUUAACUGUUUCUGUCUUGCUCAAUAUUCUAAGUGUUUAGAAAGUCAACUCAAUUUUAGAAAGUUGAAUGAUUUACACAGCUCUUUUUUCCUGGCUGUAGAAAAACUUAGAUAAGGAAAACAUUGUGUAUUCUAGUUAAGUGGGAAAUGAGUUUAUGUAGUGCAUUUGCAGCCCCUGAUGAAUGCUGGGUUCUAAAAGUCUGAUGUUUCCUCUAUAUUCUCAAAAAUAAGAAAAAAAAGUCAUUUCCAUUUAAUUGGAAAUGGCUCAUAAUUCUCUAAAAUGAGAGAUGAAGAGGGACAUAGGUAGGGUCUUACUAAAUAUCAAUCGUAUGGCUUAAGUAUUCCAUCAGUUAUGAUUGUUAGAAUGAUUCUACUGUUGUUUUUUUAUUGGCUCUUUCUCAUACAAUAUAUUUGACAUUAUUCUUUUCAUUGCAGCCCUGUCUAGAUUUUCCCCACCUCCCUACCCAUCCAACUUCAUGUUCUCUCCAUCUCAGGGAAAAAAAGAAUCUUUUUGUUUGUUUGUUUGUUUGACUGAUUCCAUUUUUUUACUCUCAGCCUUCUUACCUCCUUUUUUUCUACCCUUUUAUCUCUAAAGGACUCUUAUUACAAAAAUAUGUUCAAAUUGUAAAAUUACUUUAUCUCCUCUCCAUCUGUGUAUAACUCAUCCCUAUUAUCAUCCCAGUUAGAAUGUCUCUUUCUGAAUUCUUUGUGUGUAAUGACUAAGAUUAAAGUUAUUAUAAUCUAUUAUUCAUACACAAGGUAGCCUCGUUUAUAAUGUAGAUUAAACAGGACAUAUAAUAUACUAUUUUGUAAGAACACUAUGUCUUAUGGACUAGCAGUCUAUGGAAAAUGUCUGUCCAUUCUCUGUACCUAAGGUUGGGUUUCAGUAUAUGAGGAAAGUGAUUGACUGAGGUUAUUUAUCUUAGACCAAGCUCUCUCCUGGCCACAGUGAUUGCGAUAAGAGUAGAGGGAUCUGAUUCAAAUCAGCAAAUUUCUAGGAUUUUUCAGUUUGAAACAAAGAUAAGAAACUGAGAGACAGGAACCUGGGAAAUGCUGGCAGUCAUGUGAACCAAGCUUAGUAGAAAAAGAUGAGGUGAAAUGAAUACUGCUAAUGAUAUUCUCCUGGUUCUAGAAAGCUAGUGACAACCUGCCAUUCUUGAAUCUUGGUUACAAUGUUUUGGUACGUUUGUUUCUGCUGUUUACAUAGGCUUUUGUCAUUUGCACCACAAAGUCAAGAUGAAGUCACCUAGCAGUUGGAAUCAUCCAUCUCUAUUAGUAAUGUCAGACCAUCAUGUAAUAUCAUUUAUUUGUGAAGUAUACAUAGGGUAUGAGUGUGCUUAUGUCUGAUGAUUAGUCUCAGUAACUUCAAAGGAACUUUAGAGUAAAGCUAGAUACUCAUUUUAGUGUUUCAUCAGGAAUUUUGUUCCCAAAUUGAGCUAGACAUCCUUUAAAUGCUAUCACAAUUUUGCACUAUCAAAACAUUAGUCUAGUUUUAGUUUUAAGUUUAAUAUUUAAUCUUAGUUUCCCAGUUUCUUUACCUGCUAAAUGGAAAAAUUAAUAUUUCAAAUUGAAAACAAAAACUGAAAACUGAGUACAAUAAUGUUUGUAGGACCUUGAUAAGACAAUAUAAUUUAUAGUUUCAAAUAUUUAUCAAGAUGUGGGCUGAAAACUAAUGAACUAAGAAUGAAAAUCAAGCCAGGCAGUGGUGGCACACGCCUUUAAUCCCAGCACUUGGGAGGCAGAGGUAGAUGGAUCUCUGAGUUCGAGGCCAACCUAGGCUACAGAGUGAGUUCCAGGAAAGGCGCAAAGCUACACAGAGAAACCCUGUCUCAAAAAACAAAACAAAACAAACAAAAAAGAAUGAUAAUCAAAAGUUAAAAUUUCAGAGUAACCAGAAAUAUUGGAAAUGAAAGGAUGUUAUUAAUCAGUAGAGAGUGGAAUAUAUAUCACUAUCAAAUACUAACAAUGGGUUCUUUGAAAAAUAAGAGUCUAGUUAAUCAUAUAUAAAAGGUUUUCUCAGUCAGUUUUUACGUUUCUAUUAACUUUCUUGACAUGUUAAUUAGGAUCCUAUAUCUCAAAUAACAAAGGAAAAAGCACACAAGUAGCUAAACACAAUGUGUUCACUAACCCAUGGAUGCAAACCUAAUAACCUCAAGCAGUAGAUAACAUGAACCAAGUUUAUCUUCCUGCAAAAAAAAAAAACUAAGGCUUUUAAAAAGUUUUGGAGUUUUUUUUAUUCUUUUUUUUUAUUUUUUGGUCUCAGCUUCCUCAGUCAGUUUAUGCUGUAUGUUUGGAAGUCCUCAGUUUGAUGCUGUUACUCUUACUUGGAAGUAUUAAUGGAGGAAACACAGUGGUCUAUCUAGAACUCUCAGAUGACUUCCACAACAGACUUCUCUAGUCAAUUUCUUCUGGAUGUUUUGAGUACUUGAUUUGGUAUUUCUAUCACAUUUUAUACUUUUACUUUGGCUUGCCAGUAUACUUAAACUUAAUUCAAAACUAACAGUGUGGCUAUCACAGAUCGUCUCCUUACUGUACAAAGCUCUCUUGAGCUUCCUGAUCUUUGUGUUCUCUGCUGAGUAAAUUCAGAUGAGAUACAUAAGUGCAGAGUUUAUUACAGAGUACUAAGAGAUGAGAGCAGACAAUGGACAAAGGGAACAUUGCAGAGGAAAAACUCAAGUCUGGAGUGCCGUUUUUCUUAGGGGUGUUAACUAGUCCAUGUUUCAGUCAUAUUUAGGUUACCUUAUAAAUAUAUAAAUGUAUAUAAAGUAUACAUCUAUAAAUAUAUAAAACAUAAGGAAUAUAAGAAUAUAUUCCUAGAUAUAACCUGCUUAAUCUGAUAAACAGACUUGUAUGUAUGAUUUCAGAGUUGACCAUUUGGUAUUGAAUAAACAAUUGGUGUGUUCUCCCUGCACAGGA
Messenger RNA from Peromyscus californicus insignis, 4929 nucleotides. It is a transcript of the gene Arl6ip6, whose product is annotated as ADP ribosylation factor like GTPase 6 interacting protein 6. Lineage: Eukaryota; Metazoa; Chordata; Mammalia; Rodentia; Cricetidae. The record is from RefSeq and is a predicted model, not a curated record. The coding region runs from base 246 to 929 and encodes 227 amino acids. The transcript has 4 exons.